Messenger RNA from Syngnathoides biaculeatus (alligator pipefish), 1663 nucleotides. It is a transcript of the gene actl6a, whose product is annotated as actin-like 6A. Gene Ontology annotation, cellular component: NuA4 histone acetyltransferase complex; SWI/SNF complex. The transcript has 16 exons. Gene Ontology annotation, biological process: regulation of transcription by RNA polymerase II; nervous system development. The record is from RefSeq and is a predicted model, not a curated record. Bases 116 to 1516 code for a protein of 466 amino acids. Gene Ontology annotation, molecular function: chromatin binding. Lineage: Eukaryota; Metazoa; Chordata; Actinopteri; Syngnathiformes; Syngnathidae.
GAAAGUAGCGCCCGCUUCGUCGCGUACCCAUGCGAGCUACCUCAGGCCCUUUGUUUUCAUUCAGCAAUAAUAAUCCACAUUAUCACGUAAACGCACUGCUGUGAACAUUUCCGAAAUGAGCGGUGGAGUGUACGGGGGCGAUGAGGUGGGCGCUCUGGUGUUCGACAUUGGCUCGUACACGGUGAGAGCUGGUUACGCUGGAGAAGACUGUCCUAAGGCUGACUUCCCCACGGUGAUCGGUGUGACCCUUGACCGUGAGGAUGGCACCACUCCAAUGGAGACGGAUGGUGACAAAGGCAAGCAGAGUGGCACAAUUUACUACAUUGACACCAACCAGCUAAAGGUCCCGAGGGAAACCAUGGAGGUCAUGUCUCCCCUCAAGAACGGCAUGAUUGAAGACUGGGACAGCUUCCAAGCCAUUUUGGAUCACACCUACAGGAUGCACUUCAAAUCAGAACCAAGCCUGCAUCCUGUACUUAUGUCGGAAGCAUCUUGGAACACGCGAGCAAAACGAGAGAAACUGACUGAACUGAUGUUCGAGCACUAUAACAUUCCCGCUUUCUUCCUCUGCAAGUCAGCUGUGCUGUCUGCUUCUGAGGUUUGCAUCUUGGCUCAGAUCUGCCUUAUGUCCCUUGUGAUGGGUUGUGUACGCCCUUGGCCCAAAUCCACUGGGAUAGACUCCAAACCAUGCUCAACCCUAAUGAGGACAAGGGCUAGAGAAAAAGGCUUGGUCCUGGACAGCGGAGCCACACACACCACAGCCAUACCGGUGCACGAUGGCUACGUCCUACAGCAAGGCAUUGUCAAGUCACCCCUGGCUGGAGAAUUCAUGAGCAUGCAGUGUCGAGAACUGUUCCAAGAGAUAAAUGUUGAAAUAAUUCCACCCUACAUGAUUGCAUCAAAGGAUCCAGUGCGAGAGGGAUCGCCGGCUAGCUGGAAGAAAAAGGAGAAACUACCUCAAGUCACACGCUCGUGGCACAACUACAUGUGCAAUUGUGUCAUCCAAGACUUUCAGGCAUCUGUCCUGCAGGUGUCCGACUCGCCAUACGACGAACAGGUUGCUGCUCAGAUGCCCACAGUGCACUAUGAGCUUCCCAACGGGUACAACUGUGACUUUGGUGCAGAGAGGUUGAAAAUCCCCGAGGGCCUUUUUGACCCCUCUAAUGCCAAGGGCUUGUCUGGAAACACAAUGUUAGGAGUCGGCCAUGUGGUGACAACCAGCGUAGGGAUGUGCGACAUCGACAUUCGGCCGGGUCUGUAUGGCAGCGUCGUGGUGACAGGAGGAAACACCCUGAUUCAGGGCUUCACCGACCGACUCAACAGAGAACUCUCCCAGAAAACACCCCCGAGUAUGCGACUCAAGUUGAUAGCCAAUAAUACCACAGUGGAGCGGAGGUUCAGUGCUUGGAUCGGAGGCUCCAUCCUCGCAUCACUUGGAACUUUCCAGCAAAUGUGGAUCUCCAAACAGGAGUACGAGGAGGGUGGAAAGCAGUGUGUGGACAGAAAAUGCCCUUAAUUUUACACCCAGCAUAUCACCAUACUUUCAUACAGAAAACAGACCUUUUUUUGUUAAGCUGUCUACGUACCGUGUUUGUGGAUGUGGUGUAGCAACAUUCACAUCACUUUGUUCAAGUGAGAUUAAAUUUCUUUGUUAUAAUGUUCA